Molecule: messenger RNA, 757 nt
Organism: Pomacea canaliculata
Lineage: Eukaryota; Metazoa; Mollusca; Gastropoda; Architaenioglossa; Ampullariidae
Exons: 5
Coding region: 57-650 (197 amino acids)
Source: RefSeq, a predicted model, not a curated record
CUCUUCCACGAGGAAGACAGAAGAAAGGAAACACCACGUGAACCCUUCCAGUUGAAAUGUUCGGGGUGAUCAUUUUGCUGGUGAUGGUGGGUGCGGCAGCAGCGCAGGUUGAUGAGCAGCUGAGGUACACCUGUCCUCCGGCCAACGUGGAACAGCACAUCUUCCGAAUGUUGUCAGAUAAUGUGACAGCGGACCCUAUCCCAACAAUGGACCAGGUGAUGAAAGACCUUUCCGCAGCACCUCCUGAGAUCCAAAAAUCCCUGGAGAAUGUGGGACAAAACAUGGAGAGUGUUGCCAUAGGUGUAUCGGAACACAUCAUGAACCCUUUUAUUAGCCGUUGCUGCCCAUCGCCUUCGUUUACCUGCAACUCCGUGAGAGUCCCGCUGUUUCACCUGAGUUACCUCGGUGGCACGUGCUACAUUCUCUUCCCGUUUAACAAGUACCACUACACCCGAUGCACGUGCUCCGAGUGUCUUGUGCCUGGCAUGUGCCCUAUAGUAGGGCGGUGCGUGGAAACCUCGUGGCAGUUUUCUCGGUGGUGGUCUACUGCCCCAGGGAGAGGUUUCCCUUCGUCAAGCUCCUCAUCCGGAUCCCCACACAGUGUAACUGCGUGCAGCGGUGUCCCCUUCUCUGGCCGCCGUUCGUCAUGAACGCGUCACUGGCCACCAUUGCCGGCCCGAGUAAGAAGACAUCGCUCACAGCUAAUUAGGGACAGACAACUCCCACAUCACACCCCAGUAGAUAUGUGAAUGAUGUC